This is a messenger RNA of Somion occarium, 1857 nucleotides long. The record is from the annotation of a GenBank genome assembly. Lineage: Eukaryota; Fungi; Basidiomycota; Agaricomycetes; Polyporales; Cerrenaceae.
AGACGUAGAGUAGAGAGGUGUCAAGUCAGACUUCUUGACCAGUCACGGAGGCGACAGACGGGCAGCAACCCGACGAGUAAAUUCGAAAAUACGCGGUCACGUGGAAUCGAUCGGACACGCGUUUUCAGCCUCGCGGCGACAUUUGAUCACCGUCUUGAUACCCUCCAAUGACUUCUUUGAUAUUUUCAGGAUGGCUCAUUCUUUUAAUGGUCGCCUUUUCUGUCACCAUCAGUGAUGUGGAUGAUGGAAAACGAAAGGUUCUCGUGCCUACGGAGUCCGACUUUAUACCAAGGCACUCUUCAAAGAAGAGACGUCGGCUGACAACAUCUACCGCAGCUAUUAUGUCCCGAAGGCUUCCGCAAGAGUUAAUUGACGAGAUAGUAGACUAUCUUCAAUAUGACAAACGCUCACUCAAGUCUUGUGCACUCGCCGGUAGGAUAUUCCUACCUCGCUGCCGCAAGCAUCUUUUUCGUUCCCUCCUGGUGAGGAAAUAUGGCCCUGAUCCGUACAAGUUACGGUUUUACACUCACGUUUCGAGCAACAUACGUGAGCUCACUAUCCAAGGAAACCUCUGUUCCGAAGUGGCAUAUUGCUCUCGAUUCAUUGAUUACGGUCUGAUCGAGUCAUUGCACCUCGAAGGCAGCAAGUAUGACUGGACGGACAUUCAAUGGACGAUCUCUCCAGGUCAACUACCACACUUCGCGGCGCUCAGAGAUCUCAGCCUCUAUCGAGUCUAUUUCCCUUCGUUUGCAGACAUGAAGUCUACUCUUUCGUCGCUCAGGAAACUCAAUACUCUUUCCAUGGAUUUUGAAGACUGGAGAUAUUCCGUCAUUACAACAACCAACAUAGAUGCCUGCAUCUUUCCCUUAUCCGUUCAUAAGCUUCAUAUGCGUCUGAACAUGGUCACACUACCAGGUCUCGUGCCGCAAAUCUUAUUACACUCUGCGGGUGACUCACUUCGUCAUCUAUCCCUGGAUAUCAUGUCGACAGCGAAACCUGCUCUGGAGAUAAUGAACCAUUUGGACUGCUCUCGCAACACUUCCCUCGAAUUCCUCACAUUUCAUUUUACAUGGCAUAUCCAACGCCCACCAUGGAUCACCUGGCGGGACGACCAACCCCUCAUGAGCAUCCUCCUCUCCCGUAUUCAUUCCUCCCAAUUGCAUUCGAUAACCUUCCACAUCAACUUCAUGCACACGGAAGUCCUGAAUCCACGCUGGUUGCGUGUUCUGGACCUCAGUUUCCUGGACCGGCUCGCAGAACCCGGGAAGUGCUAUCCGGGUGCUCUUUCGCGAGAGCAGUUGAAAAGAGCCGAGACUGCGACGAAGAAUUUGAGGAAUGUCAAGCUGGUGCUUGACUUCCCGAGAGCACUGGGUUCGCAUACGUUUGCGCUCGUUUGCAAGAUACUGCAAGCACAGUUACCUACGCUAGCUUCCAAAGGACUUCUGAACAUUACGGAGGCGGCGACAGCAGCGUCAUAGACGAUUCAUAAAAUAUCCUCCAAGUUGACAAUGACCACAAUGCAUUGGGUUGUAACAUUAUGUCCCACACAUUUGUAACUGUAUUCGCUGUCAUUCUCGUUAUGCAUUAUUACAGCAUUCAAAAAAUCAUUCAGCUAAAAAUUCUUGUCCCUCAUACCCCAAUUUCCUUCACGAUGCGCUCCGUAGUCUCCCACAGUUCCUUUGCCAAAUUCGCAUUUGUUGCCUGCUGAGAGGGAGGCUUCCCGAUCCUUGCUUUCGGUGUCAAGUACGCCGCUUUGUACUUCUCAGGCUCGGCUCUGACUACGGGCGCCCCGGCGGCAAAGACGGAGGCGUACGAUCCUCUAUCAGGGGGAAUGAAGAAAAACCUACCGAAGGUUCC